AUCUGAUAAAUCUUGGCUUAGACAUGAGGACAAUAUCGCCAUUAUGCAUGUGUUUGUCGACAUGAUGAACCUCUCUGGUCUCUCAUUCACUGACGCCUUGAGGACCUUCCUUCAAGCCUUUCGUCUACCUGGAGAAGCCCAAAAGAUUGAUCGAUUUAUGCUUAAAUUUGCUGAUCGGUACAUGGUCAAACAUCGAAUGACCCGACAGGAUUUCAUUAGGAACAAUCGUGGUAUCAAUGACGAUGCAGACCUUCCGGAAGAAUUCUUAUCGGUAAUAUUUGAUGACAUCCAGUCGAAUGAGAUCAGGAUGAAGGAUGAAGUAGAGGCACAGGUUGGUGUAAUCCAACCAGCAGUCGGCCUUGCCAGCGUUUUGGUGAAUGUUGGGCGAGAUUUCCAGAAAGAAGCAUACCUGGCUCAAUCCAGCGGGAUGGCGAAUCGAACAGAGGUCGGCAAGCCGAACGAUCAAUUCUUUAAUGCCUCUCACUUCUUCCACGUCCGGCCGAUGUUUGAAGUGGCCUGGAUGUCAUUUCUGGCCGGUAUAUCCGGCCCGCUUCAAGGCACAGAUAAUCUAGAGGUCGUAGACCUUUGCUUGGAAGGAUUCAAGCUUUCCAUACGAAUUGCCGCAUUUUUUGAUAUGGAACUAGAGCGGAAUGCUUUCGUUACGACGUUGGCCAAGUUUACAUUCCUCAACAAUUUAGGGGAAAUGAAAACCAAAAACAUGGAAGCGAUAAAAGCGCUUCUGGAUGUCGCUCUUAGCGAAGGAGAUCAUCUCAAAGGGUCAUGGAGAGACGUUCUUAUGUGCGUGAGUCAACUUGAGCACAUGCAAUUGAUUGGAACUGAUAAAAUGAUUCAUUUCAGGCGCUCCAAAAAGCUUCCUGCUGAGGAACUGGCUAAUGAGAGUCGCUCAACGCAUAUUACAGUGUCAGCGGAUAUGGUAUUCUCCUUGAGUAAUCAACUAUCGGGAGCAUUGAGUGACGUCUCAUGGGAGGAAAUCCAAUCAUCUGGACUUUCAGAAACACCCAGACUGUUCUCAAUUAGAAAGCUGGUUGAGAUCUGCUAUUAUAAUAUGAACCGUAUUCGACUAGAAUGGGUUAAUAUGUGGGCUAUCCUUGGAGAACACUUCAACCAG
Acaulospora colombiana is the source of this 1129-nucleotide messenger RNA. The record is from the annotation of a GenBank genome assembly. Lineage: Eukaryota; Fungi; Glomeromycota; Glomeromycetes; Diversisporales; Acaulosporaceae.